Molecule: messenger RNA, 2305 nt
Organism: Meira miltonrushii
Lineage: Eukaryota; Fungi; Basidiomycota; Exobasidiomycetes; Exobasidiales; Brachybasidiaceae
Exons: 1
Coding region: 498-2270 (590 amino acids)
Source: RefSeq, a predicted model, not a curated record
GUGAGUGAGUAAGUCUAGAGUCCUCCUGUCAAAAAGUGUCUAAAACUUGUGUACCCUUCCUUACCUUGUCAUACUACUAAUCUUCCACCAUCAUCAUCACUCUCCAACCGCCUCUUGUGGCUCCACUCUACCUUUCUCCGAUUGCUUGGCUGCUAUUCGAUAAGGGCACUUUCAGUUUCAGUCAAUUUCAGCAAAAAAGGCCAUCAUCAUUGCUGCCCUGCCUGAUAAGAGUUGAGCGUAUACCAAACCACAAAAAUCCGGAGACGGUACGGAAACCGCUCGCAUAUUGAUUGCAUCCGCACUCUCAUCCUUUCGGCUCCGUCACAGAAAAGGAUAGAUUGUUAUUCUCUCACAUAGGGGUUUAUAGGCAUUGCUUGUGUGUUUGGUGCCAAUUCGCACGGGAAAUAGGGACAAUAUUCGCAUCCAACUUCAAUUCGUCCUUCAUUUUGAUACAAAUUUUUUCUCGUUAUCGCUCACGACAACCUUUUAGCCUCAGUAUGGCUUCGAUAGUAUCACGUCUCAGACUUCCUUUAUUGGUCGCCGCCAUAUGUAUUCAAUCCGUUUUGGCCGACCUUGAAUUCACAUAUUCUUACGUUCGUGAAUGUACGCCGCUCAAUGUGACUUGGACACCUCAAAGUGAUGCUUAUCCAUACAGUGUUUAUAUUAUGGGUAUAGGAGCACAGGUACAAUCCUAUCAGAUAAAUUCAAAUUAUCAACCAGGGGCAAGUCAAUUGACAUACCAGUACUCUGUACCACAAAAGACUGACACAUUUCAAGCUUUGAUGAUCGCUGUGGUUGACUCGAAAGGAAAUGGAAAUAGUUCAGCUGUCUUGACAGUAAAUUCGAAUCCUAACAUACCAGCAACUUGCAGUGUUUAUGCGGUAACAAAUGCAUGGUUUUACGCUUCGGAUUCAGUCACUGGCAAUCCUGCCGAUAGACCACAAUGCGGAAAUCUAAAGUAUUACCCAGUAGGAGCACUACGAGGAACGUCUCCAUUUUCAUACUCCAUCAUUCCUGUUCAGGGACAACCAAUGACUGUCAAUAUUCCAUCUUCAGCAACACUUAAUCAAACGUACUUUGUUUUCCAAAGUCCACUCGCAUUCAAACAGGGGACGCAAUUCUAUCAAAUGGCAUCGGAUGCAACGGGAAGCGGAAGUGGUGGUGGUAGUCCAAUCCAAGAAGUUGGUGCUGGAAAGACGAAUGCAUGUCUUCAGAGCAAUUAUAAGAUCGAAGGACUGGAUACAUCGCAUGCUUUGCCUGUAGGUCAAAUUGCUGCUUCGUUCGACAAUUUACCUGGAGCGAUUGCCAAUGCAAACCCAACUGGCAGCAGUGGUAGUCAAGUUGGUGGUCUGAUAGGUGGAAUCAUUGGUGCAGCACUUGGAGUUGGCGGUAUUUUGUUGAUCAUUGGGCUAUUUCUGGUCUAUCGUCGCAGGCAGAAACGCAAACGUGAGAUGGAACGAAAAGAGCAGCCGCAAUUCAUCGAUUUGGACGAAGAUGUAUUCGACCCCGCCUCAAGAAGAAGAAGAUCGAAUCCAAACAGUGGAAAUGGUGUCCGACAGUCGUAUUCAGUUUCGCCGUUCACGUACCAAGAUGCCGGAUCGAAUGAUGGCAUGGCACUUAUGGUUGCAGGUGAAGGCAAUGGCACUCUGAACUCGAUCGGAGCUCCUACGAGUGAUUAUGGCGCAUCAACUUUACGACAUACAGCGGCAAAUGAAGGUUUGGGUAGUCCUCUUUCGGAUUAUGGGUAUGGCUUAUCCAGUACGUCAAACAGUGCAUCGCAGGCUCUCCUACGAAAUGGAAGUGGAGAUCCUUGGAACAGUCAUCCGUUAGAACGCAACCAAAACAGCGUUUACUCUUCUCACCUUCCAACUGGAAGCACAGCUUCUUCUUCUAGCGGUCCUUUUGGUAUGAGCGCUGCCGUUGGUGGACACGAUUUUGCAAAUUCACCACAAAGUCCAACAGAAGGAACGAUGAGUUCUGCAUCAGCGUACGUUUUACGAGCACGAAAUGUUGAUGAACGAGAACAACAAAACAAUAGAAGGUCUAUGGGUAGAUCGCAAAAUGAUACGAUUGCAUCCAAUCCGUCCAAAUCUAAUGCAACUAUGGAAGAAGAAGAAAGAAGACGAAUUGCUUCAAGCAGAUUUGUACAACAUCAAGAUGCCGGUCGAUUGGCCGUUGCACCGGGAACGGAAGAAGAAGAAUUACAAGAAGAUGUUCCACCUGAAUAUGGUCAAUGGCUAACUCAUCAACCGAACACUCGAAAGCAAUAAGCAAGCUGGCUUUAAACUUUCUUUGAUGCUCCCAU